AUGUCUAGGAAGUUGUCCCACCUGAUCGCUACAAGGAAAUCAAAAACAAUAGUCGUAACCGUACUUCUUAUUUAUUCUUUGUUGACAUUUCACUUGUCAAACAAAAGGCUGCUUUCUCAGUUUUACCCUAGCAAAGAUGAUUUCAAGCAAACUCUUCUCCCUACGACUUCUCAUUCACAAGAUAUAAAUUUGAAGAAACAAAUUACAGUUAACAAGAAAAAAAAUCAAUUGCAUAAUUUACGUGAUCAAUUAUCGUUUGCGUUUCCCUACGACUCUCAGGCCCCCAUCCCGCAAAGGGUGUGGCAGACCUGGAAAGUCGGCGCAGAUGAUAAGAAUUUUCCCUCUUCGUUCAGAACCUAUCAAAAAACAUGGUCUGGUUCGUAUUCACCGGAUUACCAAUAUUCUCUGAUUUCGGAUGAUUCUAUUAUCCCUUUUUUGGAGAAUCUUUACGCACCCGUUCCGAUAGUCAUCCAAGCGUUUAAAUUGAUGCCUGGAAAUAUCCUAAAGGCAGAUUUUUUAAGGUACCUAUUAUUAUUUGCAAGAGGUGGUAUUUACUCAGAUAUGGAUACUAUGCUUUUGAAGCCAAUUGAUUCAUGGCCUUCUCAGAAUAAGUCAUGGCUAAACAACAUAAUAGAUUUGAAUAAACCUAUUCCUUAUAAGAACUCAAAGCCCUCACUUCUCUCAAGUGAUGAGAUAUCACACCAGCCAGGUUUGGUCAUCGGCAUUGAGGCAGAUCCGGACAGAGAUGAUUGGAGUGAAUGGUAUGCUCGUAGGAUCCAGUUUUGUCAAUGGACUAUCCAAGCCAAACCAGGUCACCCAAUUCUAAGAGAAUUGAUCUUAAAUAUUACUGCAACGACUUUGGCGAGCGUACAAAACCCAGGAGUUCCUGUCAGUGAAAUGAUUGAUCCAAGAUUUGAAGAAGACUACAACGUAAACUAUAGGCACAAAAGACGUCAUGAUGAGACCUACAAACACUCCGAAUUGAAAAAUAACAAAAAUGUUGAUGGCUCAGAUAUAAUGAAUUGGACGGGUCCAGGUAUUUUCUCCGACAUUAUUUUCGAAUACAUGAACAAUGUGCUCCGAUACAAUAGCGAUAUCUUGUUAAUCAACCCAAACCUAAACAAGAACGACGAAGAAGGUAGUGAGAGUGCCACCACACCAGCAAAAGAUGUUGAUAACGAUACGCUGUCCAAAUCAACAAGAAAAUUUUAUAAGAAAAUAUCAGAGUCUUUGCAAUCGUCAAAUUCAAUGCCCUGGGAAUUCUUCUCUUUUUUGAAAGAACCAGUUAUCGUUGAUGAUGUGAUGGUUCUACCAAUAACAAGUUUUUCACCAGAUGUGGGGCAGAUGGGCGCCCAGUCUAGUGACGACAAAAUGGCUUUUGUAAAGCACAUGUUUAGCGGGAGCUGGAAAGAAGAUGCUGAUAAAAAUGCAGGUCAUAAAUAA
Molecule: messenger RNA, 1443 nt
Organism: Saccharomyces cerevisiae S288C
Lineage: Eukaryota; Fungi; Ascomycota; Saccharomycetes; Saccharomycetales; Saccharomycetaceae
Gene: OCH1
Product: initiation-specific alpha-1,6-mannosyltransferase
Exons: 1
Coding region: 1-1443 (480 amino acids)
Biological process (GO): carbohydrate derivative biosynthetic process
Cellular component (GO): endoplasmic reticulum membrane; Golgi membrane
Molecular function (GO): alpha-1,6-mannosyltransferase activity; initiation-specific glycolipid 1,6-alpha-mannosyltransferase activity
Source: RefSeq, marked reviewed